GUGAGCUCUCGCGACCUGUGGAGAAGAGACGCAGACCGCGCCCGCUCUCUAUCGUUUUCAACCUGCGCGUCUGUCAACUCAAACUCUCGGUCAUGUCGAUGUGCGCGACGACAGAAGCCACAGGAACGAACAGAGGCUUCACUGGGACAGAAACGAAUGAUGGUGUGUUUGUUGGCCCUGACACCCAAGCAGUCCUGACAAGCCCUCUCACAACUGCCUUCCUCCCAGCCAUCUAUGUCCUCGUGUUUCUCAUUGGGUUUCCCACCAAUGCCUUGGCUCUAUGGGUUUUCCUCUUCAGGACCAAAAAAAAGCACCCGUCGUCCAUCUACAUGGCCAACCUGGCGCUUGCUGAUCUGCUUUUCGUCAUUUGGAUCCCUUUAAAAAUAGACUACCACCUCAAUGGCAACGACUGGAAGUAUGGAGAUGGGCUGUGCAAGGUUCUGGUGGGAUUCUUCUAUGGCAACAUGUACUGCUCCAUGGCCUUCAUCGCCUGCAUCAGCGUCCAACGUUACUGGGCUGUAGUCUACCCAAUGUCCCAGCAUCAAAGGAGCAACGUUUUAGCAGUCUCUGUCUCUAUAGCGAUCUGGGUGCUGGUGUGGCUCAUCACCAUUCCUCUCUACUGCUACGAUCAAGAAGUAAACAUACCAAACAUGUGCAUCCGGACCUGCCACGACGUCACCAGGCCAAGUCAAAAGAAGACUGCGGCUGGAUACUUCUUGACGAUGGGGACGCUGGGAUACGUCGUCCCGACAGUUGUGUGCAUCAUAUCGUACGUCCUCAUGCUCAGGGCUCUCCAGAACAGCAUGGGGGACCCUACCAUUGCCAAGAAGCGCCGCAAGGCCGUGGUCUUGAUCAUUACAGUCCUGCUCAUGUUUAUCGUCUGCUUCACCCCCAGUAACAUCAUGCUGCUGGUGCACUACAUCCUCCUGCUAGGAGAGGUUGUGAACAACGGGUACGGGUUUUACAUCACCACCCUGUGCCUAGCGAGCCUGAACAGUUGCGUGGACCCUUUUAUUUAUUACUUCAUCUCCGAGGACUUCAGGGAGCACGUGAAGAACACGUUUCUGUGCAGGAGUCAGAGGGCAGUCGAGAGGAAAAAGGUCUCCUUCAGCGCUCUGAAGUUCUCCAAGAAGAGCGGCUCGUACACCACCACCAGCAGCAGCAGCACGCGAAACACACAGAGCAGCGAUUGCUGAUGGCGGUGUCAUUAUUAACCCUCCCCUGGUCUUAGCGCGACGCUCUGAAAGAGCGUGGAGGAUGUCGAGGCGGGACAGCGGGGAAGCGGAAGGGUCGUAAAAUCGCAGGCGGUGUCAGUGCGACCCCCGUCAGAUCGCUCACGUAGCCUUAAGAGUACAGGAGUUGAAGCAGUUCAGAACAGGUGUAUGAUCUUCUAGAGCUUUUUUUGUGUGGUCAAUAUUUGUUUUUGAAAAAUAGUUAGUACAGUUUUAUUUUAUUCUAUUUUUUUACAUAUUUCUAUGUAUUCUGCUAUGUGCCUCAUUAUUUUGCCAUUUUUGACCUUGAUCACAUAGAAGAUACUCAUGUUGUGGUUUUAGAUAAAUGAAUGUAGCCUUUUUUGUGUGUGACAAAACUGUAAAUCAGUGACAUCUUUUAUCUAGUAAUUUAUGUAAAACUACCUUAAUAAUUGACUUCUUAUCCAUAUAUAUAUAUUUGAUAUUAACUGGCUCUGAGUGAAGACAAGCAAAGAGAAAUCUUUGUAAACCAAAUGCAUUCAAAAGCUGAAACUCCCAUUUUGUUUGGUCUUUAAACUCAUCAGUUUGGGAAAACUCAGAUUAAGAAUAUUAUGGAUAAAUGGGGAAAACAUUGUAAUUUUAUGUUCGAUUCAAAGAUGACUUAUCAAGAAGAGUGUGAAUUUUAUCAUUUUAUGCUCAAUUAUGUGUUUAAUAAUAAUAAUAAAAGUUUCUAUGUGCUGAACACAA
Poeciliopsis prolifica (blackstripe livebearer) is the source of this 1937-nucleotide messenger RNA. RefSeq names its product proteinase-activated receptor 2-like. NCBI's taxonomy places the organism in Eukaryota, Metazoa, Chordata, Actinopteri, Cyprinodontiformes, Poeciliidae. Gene Ontology annotation, molecular function: thrombin-activated receptor activity. Gene Ontology annotation, cellular component: membrane. Bases 93 to 1196 code for a protein of 367 amino acids. The transcript has 2 exons. The record is from RefSeq and is a predicted model, not a curated record. Gene Ontology annotation, biological process: phospholipase C-activating G protein-coupled receptor signaling pathway; blood coagulation; thrombin-activated receptor signaling pathway.